This is a messenger RNA of Hippocampus comes (tiger tail seahorse), 1100 nucleotides long. RefSeq lists its product as uncharacterized. Gene Ontology annotation, molecular function: cytokine activity. NCBI's taxonomy places the organism in Eukaryota, Metazoa, Chordata, Actinopteri, Syngnathiformes, Syngnathidae. The transcript is spliced from 5 exons. The coding region runs from base 53 to 712 and encodes 219 amino acids. The record is from RefSeq and is a predicted model, not a curated record. Gene Ontology annotation, biological process: positive regulation of myeloid cell differentiation.
AACUGUGUACACUUGAGGUCAGUACUCGAAAGACAUUCCGCCGGUCGAGGCCAUGAACAUCCUGAUUGUUUUCACUGUCUUCCACAUGGCCAGGGUUGCGGGCGCCGCGCCUCUACCGGAGGUUUGCGCUGACAUGUGCGCACUUGUUGAAGGGGCGCAAUUCCAAGCGCUCGUCCGGAGGAGCCGCAGUCUAACCGAGAAAAUCCUGCUCGCCAUUCCCGAAGCUCACAAAUCGAGCAUCCACGCCGAGACUCUGAAACUGAAUUCUUCCGAAAACGCCAAGCUCGGCACAAUGGCGUCCAACAUCAACUUCCCACCUGCUCCCGUGCUCAAAAUCGCUUCGGAAAAAGUUCCGUUGGAGAGCAGUCUGAUACACAUGCACGAGGGUCUGCAACUGCACCAGGCCUUGCUGAGCACCAUCUCACCUCUGCUGGAAAAAACACAGAGAGUGACUGACCUCAUGAAUACUGUCCGAGAUCUUGCUGUUCAAAUUAGCAAGAUGCUGCGAGCUGUCCAGACAGAUUAUGACCCGCACACAACCCCGAGCCCCGUGACCUUACACCUGCACGGCGACUUUGAGGUCCAGGUGGCCACCCACCUGACGCUGGUGCAGCUCCAGUCCCUGGGCCAGGAUAUUCACCGCUUGCUCCGGGGUCUGGACACAAGCCACGAGGAGGAAACGGACAGCGACCUGCUGAUGGGACUGAUAUAACACUGCUCACUCUUCAAAAUUAUUAUUGUUAUUUUAAUAUACCAGAAGUAUUUAUUGCUCUGCUAAGGGAUUUAUUUUUUUAUUUGCCUAUUUAUUUGUAUGUAUUUAUUUAUAUUUGAUUGAACAGCUGAGAUGACUUGUUGCAUGCUGCCUUGUGUCUACACUAACUGCCACCACUUGCCUGUGUCAUGACAAUCUUACACCAAAUACUAAUCUCAAAGCUCUAAUACUGUACAUACUGGAGUCUGACGAUCAAGGGAAUCUUAUUAGACAUAAUGGGGCAUCGUGAAAUACUAAGUUCAAUCAAAUGUUAUUUAUGGAGUAUUUUUGUAUGAAUGUUCAUGCCAAUAGUAUUUAUAAUCUGUCCUGCAAUAAACCGUUUUCUUAA